UCCUCUCCCUCAUAGGCUGGGGAUCUCGGUGUAAAGCCACGUUAAUGGCACACAGGCUAAUUGCGAAGGACCUCUUGGUGUGACGUGCAAACACACAGCUAAGAGAACCUGUUUCCUGUCCCCCUGCCUGGAAUCCCUCCUUAACGUAUUGGAAGCUGCUAAGGAGGUGACAUUGUUGGGAGAUAUAGCUCAGAGUGAGGAAGACACGCGUUCGUUCAUUGGUAAACAAACUGGAGGAAAAGGGGGUCUCUCUCCUUUGUUCAACGUGAAGGUCUUGGGUUCUCUACCCUUCAGAAACUGAUAGAUGUCGCUGUUGCUCCACGCUGGUUUUCUCCUCUCUCAACAACUUGACCCCGGUGACGUCACCGGCGUCUGAAUCAUCAAGGCCAUUUUCAAUCCUCAUUGGCCUGACAGUCACGUGGUUGGGACCAAUGCGUGGAUAAUUAUGGUGCUGAUAUUUUUCCCUAAAAAAAAGAUGUCAGCCCCUGGCUGUAGUAUUCCUCUUUAAAAUCCCUCUCUGAAAAUGUCAUGUCCCAACAAUGUGACUUCUAACUCGUUUUUGAUGGACUCGUUAGCCGGUACCUGCAGAGGGGAGAAUUAUUCCUCUAACCAAGGAAUGUAUAUGCAAUCUGGGAACGACUUCAACUGUGGAAUGAUGAGGAACUGUGGAAUUAUCCCGUCUCUUUCCAAAAGAGACGAGGUGAAUAACGCCAGCCUGUCUCUCAACACCUAUCCAUCUUACCUUUCUCAGCUAGACACCUGGUGUGACCCCAAAAAUACUUACCGAAUCGAACAACCUGUUGCGAGACAACUCCCCUCCUGCUCUUUCCCAACCAAUGUCAAGGAAGAAAAUGCUUGCUGUAUGUACAAUGCUGACAAAAGAGCCAAAAACGCCGCUGAGGCGACCCUCUACCCCAAUCAGAUGCCUGAACCUUGCCUAAAUGACCAUGAAGUCCCCGUGCCCAGCUACUACCGAGCCAGCCAAGGUUAUCCCUCCAUGGAAAAGGCGUCAAACUGCAGCAACCCAAGCGAGUUUGAGGCAAGUUUUGAACCCAGGGCGAGCCUCAGCCAAAGGAGUGAGCAUCUUGAACAACCACCACAACCACCACCACAACCACCUCCACCUCCACCCCCUCCACCACCACAGCAACCACAGCAGCAGCAGCAGCAGCAACCACCACCGCCACCACUGUCCCAACCAGGAGCUAAAGUCAGCUUCCCUGACAACACAAAGUCUGAUAACCCUCAGAACACGUCCGCCAACGAAAUUAAAACGGAAAAAAGUCUCCCCGCUGCCAAAAUCAGUUCGUCGGAAACUGAGAAGGACAUGAAUAAAUGCACAGACACCAGCACUGACAAUUCUGACAACGAAGCAAAAGAGGAUAUAAAGGCAGAAAACACUACAGGAAAUUGGCUGACAGCAAAGAGCGGAAGAAAGAAAAGAUGUCCUUACACUAAACACCAGACGUUGGAACUGGAGAAAGAAUUCUUAUUCAAUAUGUACUUGACCCGUGAGCGCCGCCUGGAGAUUAGCAAGAGUAUUAAUCUAACAGACAGACAAGUCAAAAUCUGGUUUCAGAACCGCAGGAUGAAACUCAAGAAAAUGAACAGAGAGAAUCGAAUUCGCGAACUGACUUCCAAUUUUAAUUUCACUUGAAAGUGUUCAAUAAAGGGAAAGGACAGGGGUGGGAAUCGUUACAAAUCUUGUGCAGUAUUCUUUUUUAAUUUUUUCCCUGGGUAUAAAUGCAAUGCGUAUGGGAGGAGGGGGAGAAAGAGAGAGAGAGAGAGAUAGAAAAUAAUAAUGAUAAUGAUAAUAAUAAUAAUAAUCAAGACCUCAGGCUAGUGUGCAGUUCUAUGAUUUGGGUAUUUACAGUCUGUAGAGCGAAGGCGCAUCCAUCGGUAUAAGCAUGAGAAUAUAUAUAUAUUGCAUCAAUGUUUCUAUGUAAAAUAAAGAGUAAGGCGGUUGCUUUAAAAAAAACAGCUUCUAAGAUGUUUAAGUUAUUCACGAGCAGCACAAAGGGAAGGAAAAGGGGAAACACUGAAGGACCUAUUUCUAUUGCCUUUUUAUGUUUAGGGGACUAGGUGCGUCUGAAAGUUUGCUUUUCAUAUCCUAGGUGUAGCCUGCCUAUUGUAUAAUAAAGAUAAUGGCUAAAAUGAAUUGCAUUAUGUGUCUGUACAUGGAAGUGGCAGUGAGAACAUGCUCACAUUGUGUAGUAAUGCAGUCUCCUUCCUAUGAGGUGGUACUAUCGACCAUUAUAUUUAAGAAAAGAAAAUAAUAAAGCAGUAUUGAUAUCUUAUAAUGGGGGGACGUCUGGGGUUUUUUUCCUUUUGUGACUGUUAUUUAAAUAUAUUCUGUAUGUGGUAUCCUUUGCAUGUAUCUUCCUUUAUGGAGCCAAAUAAAUUUCUUAGAACCGUG
Molecule: messenger RNA, 2416 nt
Organism: Lacerta agilis (Sand lizard)
Lineage: Eukaryota; Metazoa; Chordata; Lepidosauria; Squamata; Lacertidae
Gene: HOXC10
Product: homeobox C10
Exons: 3
Coding region: 524-1657 (377 amino acids)
Biological process (GO): regulation of transcription by RNA polymerase II
Cellular component (GO): nucleus
Molecular function (GO): RNA polymerase II cis-regulatory region sequence-specific DNA binding; DNA-binding transcription factor activity, RNA polymerase II-specific
Source: RefSeq, a predicted model, not a curated record